AUGGCGUCUGCGCGUAAGAGGCCCAGGGCCGAGCCCGAGGACAACCGGGCUGAAUGCCCCUUCUCAGUCAAGAUUGUCGAGUCGAGGGACCGGGACCAAAAGAAGAAAAAGCGUAGGCGCACAGAGAAUGGCGAUGAGGAGGACUCGGCCGGCCAGCGCAACAGUUUGCAGAUGUCCCCCUUUGCGCCUUCCGGGAAGUUCAAGACACACGAAACAAUGGAUCUCCAUUAUCAAGUAGAUCCACUCAAGAGGUGGACCGACAUGACGAGAUAUAAUAGUUUUGUCCUCAAUGGGAUUAAGUACUUUAGUGAAGGCUUUAUCUACGUCGCCAAUGACUCCAGUAUCGAACGUCAAAAAGCGGUCAACAACAACGAACCGAUGCAUCCUAGGAAGAAGUCGGACGACGACUGGGUCGCCCGCAUCCUGGAGAUCCGCGCAAGUGACGAACACCACGUUUACGCGCGAGUGUACUGGAUGUACUGGCCGGACGAGCUCCCACAAGGAACACACGACGGCAAGAAGACAAUCCAGGGCCGCCAGCCGUAUCACGGCCUGAAUGAGUUGAUCGCAUCAAAUCACAUGGAUAUCAUCAAUGUCGUGAGCGUCACAUCGCAGGCGCAAGUGAAGCAGUGGUAUGAAGAAAAUGAUGAGGAAAUCCAGAAUGCACUGUACUGGAGGCAGGCAUUUGAUGUCCGGACUUACGAGCUAUCGUCUGUCGAGCUCGUUUGUAGCUGCAAUACGCCUGGGAAUCCCGACAAGAUGUUAAUAGGUUGCACCUCGGACGCAUGCCGGAAGUGGAUGCAUGAACAAUGCGUCCUCGACGACGGGCUCCGAGCCACAUACAAACGACUGGGCACCGACAAGCCACACGUACCAGCAGUAACGCCGAAAAAGGAGGAAGACGGGGACGAGGGCAAACGGCCACUGAGCCCUUCUGAAACUGGCGCCGAAGGUUCGGCCGAGCAAUCCAUCGACGUCAAAUCCGAAGCCGCGCCGUCAGACGCCGUUCACGUCGGGGCGACCGAUACCGUCGAAGCUAGGCAGACCGACGACGAGGAUGCCCCCGCCGCCCCCGAAGACUCUCUCCCUGUGAGAACUGCCGAUCAACAGCGGGCGGCAACCGAAAACACACCCGGCACAUCUACACAAAAUAAGGCUAGCGCUGGGGCUUUGGGACCAGGGCGUAAGCCGGGACGGCCACGAAAGAAGGGCGCCGAGGCGAAUGGCGAGGGCGCACGGCCUUGGGAGGGUCUGUUUGAGGCGAAGCUGAUAACAACGGACAUUGGCCCGCCAACGAUCGAGUUCCGGGAUUUGCGAGAUGGUAUUGUGGGCGGUGAAAAGACUUGGAUUGAGCCCGUCAAGUGUUUGAUCUGUGGAGACCAGGUCAAUUAG
Molecule: messenger RNA, 1392 nt
Organism: Dichotomopilus funicola
Lineage: Eukaryota; Fungi; Ascomycota; Sordariomycetes; Sordariales; Chaetomiaceae
Exons: 4
Coding region: 1-1392 (463 amino acids)
Molecular function (GO): chromatin binding
Source: RefSeq, a predicted model, not a curated record